AUGAGCUCAUGUUUGAAAUCUAAGACAGUUCCUGCUCUUGCAAAUGAGACUGAUCGCCUGGCUUUACUUGACUUCAAGAAUCGGAUCACUCAAGACCCACUUCAAAUCAUGAGCUCAUGGAAUGACUCUGUUCAUUUCUGCAACUGGAUAGGUGUUACAUGUAGCCCCUCCAGUAAACGAGUCACUGUUUUGGACCUAGAAGCUAAGAGAUUAGUUGGCCCCAUACCACCCUCUAUAGGAAAUCUUACUUGCCUCACAGGAAUCAACCUACGAAGCAAUAGCUUCAACGGUGAAAUUCCCCAAGAAGUGGGACGUCUACAACGCCUACAUCAUCUCAAUUUGAGCAGGAAUUCCUUUGGUGGUAAACUUCCGACUAAUCUGAGCUACUGUACACAACUUAGAGUGCUUGACGUUGCUUACAACAAUCUUGUUGGGCAGAUUCCAGACCACCUCAGCUCAUUGUCAAAGUUGGUGAAUCUAAGUCUUGGCAUGAACAACCUAACAGGAAGUAUCCCAGCUUGGAUUGGAAACUUUUCUUCUUUGAAUGUUCUUAGUCUUCUUCGGAACAAUUUUCAUGGAAGCAUUCCUAGUGAACUUGGCCAUCUAUCAAGGCUGAGAUUUUUACGCCUUUCUGCGAAUAAUUUGUCCAAUACCAUCCCUCCUCAGAUCUAUAAUAUUUCUUUCAUUUAUUAUUUCUCUGUAACUGACAACCAGCUACAUGGAAGCUUCCCAACAGAUGUUGGUUUUACUCUUCCUAACCUUCAAAUAUUUUAUUGCGGUGUAAACAGUUUCACGGGACCUAUUCCCAAGUCGCUGUCAAAUGCUUCUCAACUUCGAGGCCUUGACCUUGGUGAAAAUAGUCUGACUGGGAUAGUGCCUCAAAAUCUAGCAAACUUGCAAAGCUUGCUUUGGCUUAGUCUUGGAAACAAUAGCCUUGGAAAGGGGAAGGAUGGUGACUUGAGUUUUCUCAAUUUCUUGGCCAAUUGUACUAGUUUGGGGUUAUUGAAUCUUGAAAGUAAUAAUUUUGGAGGAGUAUUGCCUUGCUCUAUAGCCAACCUUUCCACCCAGCUAGACAUUCUUGUUAUGGGUACGAAUAAGAUUCAUGGUAACAUCCCCACUGGGAUCGGGAAUCUCGUUAACUUAAGUUGUCUUGGAUUAGAAAAUAACUAUUUGGGAGGAGCACUACCUUUUGAAGUGGGCAACUUAGUACAUCUUACCAAGUUAGAUCUCUCAAAGAAUAAAAUAUCAAGCAAAAUUCCCACCGCCCUUGGGACUUGUAUUAGUUUGCAGUACUUGUAUUUGGGCGGUAACUCAUUUGAGGGAGUAAUUCCUCAAUCCUUGAAGAAUUUAAGAGGUUUAGAAGAUAUAGAUCUUUCUCAUAAUAAAUUAUUUGGGCAUAUUCCUGAAUUUCUUAGCAAGCUUUUGGCACUUAAGCAUCUCAAUAUUUCUUAUAAUGAUUUUGAGGGUGAAGUGCCAAGUGAAGGAAUUUUUGCAAAUGCAAGUGCAAUUUCAAUCUUUGGAAAUGAAAGGUUAUGCGGUGGUGUCCAAGAAUUAAAUUUAUCUUCGUGCUCAAGCAAACAUCCCAAAUUGUACAGGAGGCUUCUUGCACUCAGAAUAAUAAUUCCUAUCACAUGUAUAACCAUAUGUGUACUUCUUUUGUUGUAUUUUUUCCCUAUGUGUUCUACUGUGAAAAAAUUAAGAGAGGGAGCAUUGACUACAUCUUCUUUUGGAGAUUGGCAAUUUCCUAUCUCUUAUGCUGAACUCUUAGAAUCAACCAAUGGGUUUUCUGAGAACAACUUGAUUGGUUCGGGUAGUUUUGGCUCUGUAUACAAAGGAGUUCUUUCUAGAAAUGGAGCAAUUGUUGCAAUCAAAGUAUUGCACCUUCAACAACAAGAAGCAUCCACAAGUUUCACUAAUGAAUGCAAUGCUUUGAGGAAUAUACGCCAUCACAAUCUCCUCAAGAUUUUCUCUACUUGCUCUAGCAUUGAUCAUAAAGGGAAUGACUUUAAGAGCCUAAUUUUUGAGUUCAUGUGCAAUGGAAGUCUAGACCUGUGGUUGCAUCCAAAAAAUGAUGAGCGACAUCAAAGAAACAAAUUAAGCUUUAUUCAGAGACUAAAUAUAGCCAUUGAUGUUGCUUAUGCAUUGGAAUAUCUUCAUCAACAUUGCCAAACACCAAUUGUUCACUGUGAUAUUAAACCAGGCAAUAUACUCCUUGAUGAAGAUAUGGUAGCCCAUGUUGGUGAUUUUGGAUUGGUGAGGUUCCUCUUUGAAGCAUCUAACAAUCCCUCCAAAACUCAAACCCUGUCAGUUGGACUAAAGGGUUCCAUUGGGUACAUUCCUCCAGAGUAUGGGAUGGGUGGCCAAAUUUCAACAUCAGGAGACAUUUUCAGUUAUGGGAUACUCUUGUUAGAGAUGUUCACUGGGAAAAAACCUAUCGAUGAAAUGUUCAUAGAUGGUUUGAGCAUUCACAAGUUCACUUCAAUGGCUUUGCCUGAACAUGUAAUGGAUAUAGUUGACCCAUCGAUGUUCUUUGAGGAGGAUGGAGAAGAUGUUGGUGAUGAGAGAAACGAAGAUGACAUUGAAGAUAGAGCAAUAAUUGAAGAAGUGCCCCAUCUCAAUCAUGGCCGGAUUGGAUGGAAUUGAAGUAAUGAACCCCCUUGAUCGAGUAAUAUUUCUGCUGUGUUCUUUAGUGUACACAUAUGCUGCCUCAGCGGCUCAGCCAUUGUCAUUGCUUUCCAUGUCAAAGGUUAUUUAGAUCAAUGGCUCCCUGUUAUUUGUCAAUGACAUUUCUUAAACCAUAUUACUAUAUUUAUUGUUUUUAUCAUGGAUUGUACGAUUGCUCCUUUAAUUGUAAUAUGUGUUUCAUACACUAUUCCUUACUGUACUUCUUAACUUGGAAAUGUUUGAGGGCAGGUUAGCAGGUAAUAACAGUUCAUGGGACCUAUUUUUGUGUCA
This is a messenger RNA of Quercus robur (English oak), 2955 nucleotides long. Its product is annotated as probable LRR receptor-like serine/threonine-protein kinase At3g47570. Gene Ontology annotation, molecular function: protein binding; protein kinase activity; ATP binding. NCBI's taxonomy places the organism in Eukaryota, Viridiplantae, Streptophyta, Magnoliopsida, Fagales, Fagaceae. The coding region runs from base 1 to 2643 and encodes 880 amino acids. Gene Ontology annotation, biological process: protein phosphorylation. The transcript is spliced from 4 exons. The record is from RefSeq and is a predicted model, not a curated record.